AUGCCGGGUGUUCGUGACAUCAGCGCGGAGGCGUUCAUCACCGCCUACUCGUCCCACCUCAAGCGCUCGGGCAAGCUCGAGGUCCCCACGUGGGUCGAUAUCGUCAAGACGGGCAACUUCAAGGAGCAGGCCCCCUACGACCAGGACUGGUACUAUGUCCGCGCCGCUGCCGUAGCCCGUCACAUCUACCUCCGCAAGGACGUCGGUAUCGGUGCGCUCGCCCGCCUCCACGGCGGCCGCAAGCGCCGCGGCAACCGCCCCUCGCACCACGGCGACGCCUCGCGCGCCGUCCAGCGCAAGGUCUGCCAGAGCCUCGAGAAGAUCGGUGUCCUCGAGCAGACUGAGAACGGCGGCCGUCGUAUUUCUCAGGAUGGCCAGCGUGACCUCGACCGUAUCGCCACUGCUGUCGUUGAGCAGGAGCGUGAGGAGGAGGAGGAGGAAGAGGAGGAAGAGGAGGAGGCUGCUGAGGAGGAGGAGGAUGAGGAGUAA
Peniophora sp. CBMAI 1063 is the source of this 489-nucleotide messenger RNA. The record is from the annotation of a GenBank genome assembly. Lineage: Eukaryota; Fungi; Basidiomycota; Agaricomycetes; Russulales; Peniophoraceae.